Messenger RNA from Argiope bruennichi, 2132 nucleotides. RefSeq lists its product as uncharacterized. NCBI's taxonomy places the organism in Eukaryota, Metazoa, Arthropoda, Arachnida, Araneae, Araneidae. Gene Ontology annotation, molecular function: transcription cis-regulatory region binding. Bases 170 to 1426 code for a protein of 418 amino acids. The transcript is spliced from 6 exons. The record is from RefSeq and is a predicted model, not a curated record.
AUAUAUCAUGUGGACCCGGAAAGUCCCGUUUAUUUGAAAUUUCUUUUGGAGUUUGAUGCGUACUUUGAGCCGGCAAAAAAUUUAAAAUUAUAAUUACCAAAAGAUUGCUCUGAAUAAGUAGUUGAAACUGCUACUGCGAACACUUGCAUAUCAUUGAUUCUGCUAGAAGAUGGGACGCAAGGGUUCUCGAUUAUUGCAUUUCUUGCAAGAUGGUUUGAUUAAGAAGAAGUACCAAAAUUUGUUUUUUGUGGAUGAAUCGAAGUUCAUAUUCAGCAUAAAUUUGCCUCACAAAACUAGAAAGUUAAAUAAGGAGGAUGAGCAGCUUUUUAAAGAUUGGUAUGAAUUGAAAGAUGAUGAGUAUGUUUUUGGAUCUAAAGAUUAUACAAUUGCAAAACAAGCUCUUAUAGCUUCUUUGAAAAAAUCUGAUUAUUUUGAAAAAGUUGCCAGCAGUCGUGGAAAGAUAACUUACAGAAUCUUAAGUAAUACUGAAACCAAAGAGAGAAAAGGACUGAUGAAGGAACUUAAGAAACAAAAUGAAGUUAAAAAAGAAGUUCCUCAUAUUGAUAACUCUGUACCAUCAGUAGAAUCAGGAUAUGGCAGUGGAGUAGAUUCACCAUCAAGUGGUAAUUCUAUGGAGCCACUGAAUGAUAAUUUGAUUAUUUCAAGGGAUAAUAAAUUAUCUCAAGCUUUUAAUUCUUUGGAAGCAAGCUAUACUGUUGAAUUGAAGGGUACCUUAUCAUCAGUAGAAUCCAGUAACGGCAGAGGCGGAGAUUCACCAUUAAAAGAUAAUUCUACAGAUCCAUUAAAUAAUGGUGGCAAUUCAUGUGGCAAUGAGUUAUCACAAUCCUUAGAGGAAAACAUCUUAUCUGAUAUUAUGAAUUUAAUGGAUUUCUGUUCUGAGAAUCCUGAGUUAAGCAGUCCAACUUUAAAAGAGGAUUAUCUGUCUGAAAAUGAUUCAAUAAAAAGAUGGAAUUUUUUACAAGUAACAAACAUAUCCGAUGAAGAUUUAAAUGAUUUAUUCAUAAAAGGUAUUGCAGCUUUAAAUCCCAAUGUUUCAACUGCAAAUAAGAAUAACCUUCACAUUCACGCUUCAAAAAUGCAAAGUAUAGGUGAACUGCCUAUGGAAUGUCAAGAUAUCUUAAAUGAAGAGUUGAACAACAAACAAGUGGAAAAUAUUUCAGCUGUUAAUCCUCAUCUUUCUAUGGCUUAUGAAGAAAAUAUUCCCGAGCAGAUUUCUUCAUCACAAAGUGAGAUCAAAAUUAUGUAUGAAGAUGCUUCAUUUAAAGAAACUGAAGGAUUGAAAGCUGACAGAGAAACUAAGUUUGUCAUUGAUCACCAGAUGGCGUUUUUAGACCCUACUGAUGAUUGUUCAGGUUUUUUCCAAACACCGACUGUCUUAACAAGUAUAUUAAACACCAUUGUUUAAUAUAUAAUUUUUGCAUUAAUGCAAGCAUUUGAAAAACGAAUUGAUUCGUUUUCAAAUGAUAUAUGUGUAUGGUGGGAACUUAAAGCUAGCCAAUUAUGUGUAUUGUUUUUAAGUCUAUUGAUUUUAGAAUUUGUACUAAAAUUAUGAAUUGCAGUUAAUUUAAUUUGAAAGAUAUAUAUCAGUUUCAAUUUGCUUUGAUAUAAGAAAUAAAUUAUUUGAUGUUGCUAAAUGUUUAGGAAUUAUUGAAAUUCUGUUAUGUUUUAAGCUUAAGUUCCCCCAUCAACAGUUCUCUUAUGAGAACUGUAUGUUUAUAUUUAUGAAGGCAGAAUUUCCAUUUUUUUGCCUUUAGUACCAAGCACUGGCAUAAAGUCUUAACAUAUAAUUGAAAUUUAUUAAUACUCUUUUUAAGGGUUUGAAUGGUUUUGGAAUUAUUUUCCAUUAUGAGUGAAAAUCAUUAGUAAUUAACAUCUUAAUUAAAUACAUUCUGGAAGUUGUUAAAUUAAUUUAAAAUUUGUUUUCUGUUUUGAGAAUAAUUUCACUUCUAGAAUAUAUAAUAAUAUUGAAAAGAAAUGUUAAAAUGAUUGUUAUAAAAACUAUAAAUUAUGUAUGUCGUAAUGCAGUAGAUACUUUUCAGCAUCUAACUAGGACAAAUUUUUAAAAUGUUUUUAAUAUUAGAAAAAAUAUUGUUGAUAUAAAAAAGAUUUUU